This is a messenger RNA of Notothenia coriiceps (black rockcod), 3694 nucleotides long. RefSeq names its product SH3 and cysteine-rich domain-containing protein 2-like. Lineage: Eukaryota; Metazoa; Chordata; Actinopteri; Perciformes; Nototheniidae. Gene Ontology annotation, biological process: positive regulation of voltage-gated calcium channel activity; skeletal muscle contraction; positive regulation of protein localization to plasma membrane. The transcript is spliced from 11 exons. The record is from RefSeq and is a predicted model, not a curated record. The coding region runs from base 429 to 1709 and encodes 426 amino acids. Gene Ontology annotation, molecular function: protein binding.
CAGCGCCUUCCAGAUCACAAGCUUUGUUUGGAUGUAAUCAUACUAAGAUAUUUUUUCCACAUCGACGUUUUUCUGCUUUCAAUCUUUUUUUUUUGGGAAACUGUAUGACGGAACUGUGUCACAUUUUAGUUUCCAAGGCGCCAUACGGGAUCCUGAAUGCUUGUCCUUGCAUGGCAGGAGUGAAAUAUAAACAGCUGGUGUGUGUUUAUGUUUAGAAAGUGUUUAAUCAACCUGCAGUCGGUUUGUGCAGAGUUAAUGGCCAUAAGGCGUCCACCUCGCAGCGCGCACACAUUCCUGUGAUGUGGAUCUGUUACACUUUUCCAAGCUUUUAUAUGGCUAAAGCUCGAUAUUUCUUAUCGACUGGAGACAGUUUGAAGAGUUUUUUUUAAUUGUGUGUGUCCUCAACGACUCUUUACUUUACGGUGUCAAUGAUGACUGAGAACAAUGAGAUGGAUAGCGACACUCAGCUCCAGCGCUCCCCAAGCACCAUGUCCAUUCAACCGAUGUCAUCCAAGCUCCAGAGACUAAAACGCUCGCUGUCCUUCAAGACCAUCAUGCGGAGCAAAAGCGUGGAGAAUUUCUUCCAAAGGUCCUACAGCGACGCUCGCCUGCCCCCAGACUUCAUCACGGACCCACCUCCUCCUUCCCCCCCACUGCUGCCUGGCUCCCCUCUCGUUGGCCACCGCUCCCCAUCCGUGUCACCAUCCCUCAGCCCCAACCCCUCCAUCUCCUCCCAUUCCCCAAAUCUCAGUCUUUCACCAUCACUGUCCAUAAAGCCUCCCCAACCUCAGAUCACCCACUGUUUCCAGGACCAUGUCUUUCGCAAGUCCACCAACUGCCAGCACUGCAAGCACAUGAUAGUGGGAAACUCCAAACAGGCCCUGCGGUGUAAAACCUGCAAGAUGGCUGCUCACCUGUGGUGCACCUCUGAACUCUCGCAGCAGCUGUGUCAUGGGAAGUCUGGAGCGUUCAAGCGAAACUUCAGCUCACCACUGCUGGUCAACGAUCAAUUGUCUGUCGUCAAGGAAGUUCAACCGAGCCAAGAGGCAGCGAGGAUGCGCGUGGACCCUGUGUACGCCGCCCUGCGCUUCGGGACGUCCUUGGCGCAUAUGAGUCGCUCCAGUUUUGGCAGUUUGUCAGAGUCACCAACACGCAGCCUGGGGGAGGGAGGUGAGGAGAUGCAGCAGAGACAGUACAGCAUGGAUGAAGAGAUUACUCAGGAGACAGGGGACAACCCUUUCCCCGACACUGAGAUGGAGGAGGAGGAGGAGAGCGGCAGCCAGCUGAAUCUCGCAGAAGCUCCGGACCCUGCAGAGGAGAACAAUGUGAUGGUGCCCAAGCGCAUUGAAGUUCACUCCAUCCACACCUACGUAGCGCUCUACAAGUUUCUGCCUCAAGAACAGAAUGACCUGGAACUCCAACCUGGUGAUCGUGUGCAGGUCACUGACGACUCUGGUGAGGAGUGGUGGAAGGGCAAGAGUGGCGACAAAGUAGGCUUCUUUCCUGCCAACUUUGUGCAGAGGGUCCGGCCGGGGGAGCGAGUGUGGCGGGUCGUCCAGGGCUUUCCAGGAAACCGAGAGAAAGGACACAUGGCCGUGAAGGAAUCCCAGAUCUGUGUGGGGAAGCGGGAAGAAGGCGAUGUGUUUCUGAAGCUGAGCAGUGGGAAGAAGAGAGGGCUGGUCCCAGCUGACUCCAUAGAGGAGAUCUAAGCCUCUGUGCUCCCAUCACCAUCCUUUCACUUCUACUCCCCCCAGGAGGCUCCCAUCUUCAGACUAUCAGCAUCACCCCUCCUCCCCCUUCCCCGCUGCAGAACAACAGCUGCAGCCUUCUGCAACCAAUCCUGCCUGACUUAAACCAAACACACAGAUGAACUGGACGGAAAAAAACGAACACUUCUGCAAAGAUCCGGGACCACAGCCCUUCAUGAGCACACGGUUUCCAAUUGAUUUGAUCUACUGUCUUUCAAGAGUUUUCCGAUAUGCAGUAGUCCUGUUUUAGAGAGGAACUGUUUUCAGCACUUUUAUCUUAACAAUACAAGACCAAUGUUUAGUUAGAUAAAGGUUGAAAGUGAACAGGAUUUGAAUAUGCUUGCCAGAUGCCAGUCAAUAUAUUGUUUUCCUCCAUUAUAAAGAUGUCGACCAGCGUGGGAGGAGGUUGAGUCCUGUCAUGGGAAUAUUGUGUCUCUGUCCGAGUCCUUUUCUUGUUUCCUCACCCCCUGUGUGUCUAAUCCAUAUGCUCAUGUCAGGGCGUCAUAACAUUGGACAAUUGCCAAGCACAACCACUGCCAGAGAAAACUGCUGCCAUGUAGACAGAGAGGAGAUUCAGAUGAAAGGAGAAGACACAAUCUGAAAAUCCUCAGCAUGUGUGAGUGAUAAGUGCACUCGCCAACUUGAGACGGCAGAGACGAGAAGAUAAUCAAAGGAAAAUGUAAGGCUUUGACGAUCACAGGGAUUAUUUUUCAUUUGACUUGUUUCAGUAUAAAAUAACAAUGAAAAUAUAGUAUAAAAAGUGCUUAGGCAUAUUUAAAUUCCUGGUUAGAAAGCAUAAAUCAGCUGGUGAAGCCCAUGCUCCACAAGUCAACUUUGGUGAAUUUUGCUAUCUACUCGACAGCAUCUUAAACUUACAGGUAUUUCUUGAAAGAAUCCUUUGAAUUUUCUUCUGAAAAAUGGCAUGUCCCUACAGGAAUACACUUGGGUGUGAAGUAUCUUACAUUCAAAUAGGUCUUAAUCUGUCCUCUUUGUGUUUCAGUUAAAUAUAACAGAGGAGAAAUAUAUUUUUUAAUUCUCUCUUAAAAAGCAUGGGGGCUGAUCACAGAGCAAACGUUUCCGACUGUAGCAGCGGCAGUUCUCCUGUCUUCACAUAAAGGAGCUUGACAGACAUAAAAGGGUUGGUUUGUUCAGAGACCAGCCAAAGAGCUGCAGUGGGUGUUGCAAAUGUUGCACAGCGUUAUUACAGGACAUCACUGGAGCAGUGGGAAAUAAGCCGCGGCCAGAAAAACAUCUCAAUUGGGAUCUCUGUGACCAUGACAAGGAGUUUAAGUUUCACUGACAGCUUGGAGGAGGUGCAGUGAGAGGAAUGACAUCAGCGUUGUGCCAUUAUGAGUCAGUGUAUGCAUGCAGGUAGUAUUGUAGCCAUCAGUCAUCAUUGAUCAAAUGACAUCUCCAUCUUCCCUGUUUGGCCUCGCUCGUCCUUUCUUUAUCGAUGCGACUGUUCAGUUAUGACAUAAAGUGAUGGCGAUUUUCUUCCAAUGUAUGGAGGUAGACUUUUGAUGUUUAGACAUCCAUCGAUUUCUUUUUACCCUUUUUUAUUGUUUUCUUCAAAAGAACUACAUCUUGUGUCACAAACAGGAUGAAAAUGUUGGUUUGAAGCAUAAAAUGCAACAGUAAAAUGAUGGCAUUGAAAAUGAUUUAAAUCGUAUGUCUUCUUCCAGAGAACUGAGAUCUAGCUUAUAUCAUUUAGUCUACAUUUUAAUAUAUGUGAAAGCAUUUAGCGACUGUGAGAAAUAAGCUACUCUUCUUGUUAUAACGAGAAUAGAAAUGUAUUUCCUCCCAUCUUUGUAAAUUGUGCUUUUUGUGUCUCCUUCAUAGCUGUCGUACUCAAAUGGUUGUCAAAGCAAAACUGGAUUUAUGAUUUUUACCCAUGUUACCACUUUUUGCAUUGUGCCUAGCUGUCAUUGGUUGGCCACAUACCUUAA